UGGCGAUGUGACGUCACACGGCGGCGCCACGCUCCUGCAUAUUUGAUGCGGCUGAAGUAAGAAAAACUCCUGGUGGAAGCAAAGAGCCACGUGACACAUUAUUAUAAAGAUGGCGUUUAUUAAAGAGGAGAGUGAAGACAUGAAGAUUGAAGAAGCGUUCAGAGUCAAACAAGAAGAUACUGAAGAACAAACAGACAUGAUUGCACCGAAAGAAGAGAGUCAAGGACUGAAUAAAUCAGAAGAGCAAGAUCAGCAUGAGGAACAUCAUGAUUUCAUAACUGGAGAAAAAUUUAGUUGCUCACAGACUGAAAAGUCUUCCUCUCGAAAAAGAGCUCAAAAGACAGGAAGUGGAAAUUAUUUCACUUGCCAACAGUGUGGACAGAGUUUCGGUCAACAUGGAAACCUUAAAGUCCACAUGAGAAUUCACACUGGAGAGAACCCUUUCACCUGCCAACAGUGCAAUAAAAGUUUCAACAGAAAAGGAAACCUUAAUGUCCACAUGAAAAUUCACACUAGAGAGAGACGUUUUACCUGCCAACAGUGUGGAAUAAGUUUCACUCAAGAAAGAAGCCUUAAAGUCCACAUGAGACGUCACACUGGAGAGAAACAUUUCAUCUGCCAAGAGUGUGGAAAAGGAUUUAACCGAAAAGUAAGCCUGAAAGUCCACAUGAGAAUUCACACUGGAGAGAAGCCAUUCACAUGCCCUCAAUGUGGAAAGAAAUUUGAUCAACAUGGAAACCUCAAAGUCCACAUGAGAAUUCACACUGGAGAGAUCCCUUUUACCUGCCAACAGUGUGGAAAAAGCUUCAACAGAAAAGGAAACCUUAAAGUCCACAUGAGAAUUCACACCGGAGAGAUCCCCUUCACCUGCCAAAAGUGUAGAACAAGUUUCACUCAAAAAGGAAGCCUUAAAAUCCAUAUGAGAAUUCACACUGGAGAGAUCCCUUUUACCUGCCAACACUGUGGAAAACAUUUCAUUAGAAAAGGAAGCCUUAAACGCCACAUGAGAAUGCAUACUGGAGAGAAGCCUUACACAUGCCCUCAUUGUGGAAGGAGUUUUACACUUAAAUCAACCCUUACGUCCCACGUGAGAAUUCACACUGGAGAGAAGCCAUUUGUAUGUGGUCAGUGUGGAAAGAGUUUCAGAUUCAACGUAUCCCUUAAUCACCACCAGAGAAUUCACACUGGAGAGAAGCCUUACACAUGCCAUCAGUGUGGAAAGAGUUUCACUCAAAUAGGAACCCUUAAAGUCCACAUGAGGAUUCACACCGGAGGGAGCUCUUUCACCUGCCAACAGUGUGGAAAGAGUUUCACCCAAAAAGGAAGCCUUAAAGUCCACAUGAGAAUUCACACUGGAGAGAACCCUUACAUCUGUGAUCAGUGUGGGAAAAGUUUCAAUCGAAAAGAGUCCCUUACGACUCACAUGAGAAUUCAUACUGGCGAGAAGCCUUACACGUGUCCUCAAUGUGGAAAAAGUUUUACACAUAAAGUAACACUUAAUGCUCAUAUGAAAACUCACACUGGAGAGAAGCCAUUCGUAUGUGGUCAGUGUGGGAAUAGUUUCAGAUGUAAACGAAACCUUAAUAAGCACAUGAGGAUUCACUCAAGAGAAAUCCAUUUUAUAUGUUAUCAGUGCGGUAAACAUUUCAUCGAUGAAAAUCGCCUUAGGAAUCACGUAGUGAGUCACACUGGAGAGAAGCCUUUUAUGUGCCAUCACUGUGGAAGGUCUUGUACAAACAAGUCAAACCUUGUGGUUCACAUAAGAAUUCACACUGGAGAGAAGCCUUUCACAUGUAUUCAUUGUGAAAAGAGUUUCACAAAUCAAGGAGUCGUGAAUCGUCAUUUGCAAACUCAUUCUGAAAAGAAACUGCAGUGUUCCUCAGUGUCACAGUGUUAA
Molecule: messenger RNA, 1897 nt
Organism: Sinocyclocheilus rhinocerous
Lineage: Eukaryota; Metazoa; Chordata; Actinopteri; Cypriniformes; Cyprinidae
Product: gastrula zinc finger protein XlCGF57.1-like
Exons: 4
Coding region: 110-1897 (595 amino acids)
Biological process (GO): regulation of transcription by RNA polymerase II
Molecular function (GO): DNA-binding transcription factor activity; RNA polymerase II cis-regulatory region sequence-specific DNA binding
Source: RefSeq, a predicted model, not a curated record